Cyanistes caeruleus (blue tit) is the source of this 4788-nucleotide messenger RNA. Lineage: Eukaryota; Metazoa; Chordata; Aves; Passeriformes; Paridae. The record is from RefSeq and is a predicted model, not a curated record.
ACCAGCACGGGUCCUGGUCCUGAUGGGUGACAGGGUGGCAUAAUGGGCAGCUGCACGUGUGGCUGACCAGCUGCCUCUCCCUGGACACGGUCUGUGCAUAUGCCUUUGAAGCACUAACACUUCUUAAGAUUAUUGGUACAGCAGCUGGAACACGGAGUACAGGGGAGCAAGAGGAUCUUUACAGACUCUCCUUUGCCCUGUGUGCUUGUCAGGUACCUGUUAAAUCCAGCCUCAGGUUGAGACUCUGUAGCCUGGUGAAGGUGGUGUCCAGAGGGGAGUCUCCCCUGAGCAGACUCAUUUUUUAUCACAAGCUACAGAUGGCCCUGUGGGUGUGUGACCUUUGACUGGUCCCUGUGCCCAGGCAAAUUCCUCUUUGACUAAUCAUCAUCAGUAAUUCUUCCCUUAGGCUCACUUCCUGUCCUGAACUGUUUGUAAAUCUGUCCUGCCGUGUCACUGGGGAUGAGAUGUACAGGAGCAGAGGAAGUGAUGCCUACCCAGGAAUUGGGUACCUGGCUUCCUCAAGGGCUCUUGGGUGCCCCUGAAAUGAGAGACGUGAUAAGAUCUUUGUCAUGAGGAAGGGUUUUCUGUCACUCCUUUCCUGUACUUGAGACCUGAUUGCAGCAUCCUGUGCCAUAGGUGUGGUUCUGGAUGAGUCUGCUCCAUCUGAGGUGUGCGUGGUAUGAAAAUACAGAAUGAAUGGCAGCAGGAGGUGAUUCUUAAGUCUGUGACAGUGACAGGCAAUAACUAGAACGUCAGUCUCAGUCUUGCUGUGUCUCGGAAGCUGCUCUGAAUGGUGUGACCUCAGCCCAAGUCCUGCCUUCCAGGUUUCAGAGUGCACUGUCUCUGGCCUCCUGCCACGCUCUCUGCGUUGACACCUCUCCAGUCUGCUGACUUCAGUUGCUCUCCUCCACUGCUGCUGGUGGCCACAUCUGCCAAGAAGCCAACUUGCUGUUUGAAAGCUUUCCAGGGACACAAGCUUCAUUCGUGUCUGUAAUGACCCUUCAGCGUGAGUGGCCAGGGGCCUCCAGAAUUAAACUUGUUCCAGGCGUCAUGCAAGGACCCGUACUGGUGCGCAUGUCCUCGUGGGGAGAACAAUAAUAGCUCCACAUACGGUAGGCUCCUUUGAGUGCCAACUCCCUCGAUCUCCUCCAAUGCAGGCUCAGGGAUGGACUCCACCUUGUCCCUGUGAAGAGACUCUGCAUGCUCUCAGCAGCCAGGAGGGGAUUCUGCUGCCAGAUUCUCCACAAGCUGCCCCACGGCAGGACUUGCUUAGUGGCAGCCUGGGAGGAGAUCCGUUCCUGCAGUCGUGUUGCUGCUGUGCCCACCACCUGCCUGUGGACAAACCAGCGUGUGUGCGCCGUCUGCCCUGAGCUCUUUGGCCUGCACUGUCCGAACUCACCUGAGCUCCUGGCGGACUGUUGGCUUGUUUUCCCAAGUGCUCUCGCUGAUCCUGUGGCAUUCCUUCUUAGUCCCAAAAGGAUGUGAACUUUGGAAUGGGGUCUCUGAGCACGCUGCAGACUCAGUGCAUGUGUGAGAUUGUUGCUGAGUAACAGGAGGACUGAUUCAUUGCUGCGAGCAGCCCUUCUGUCUGGCUGCAGGGCACCAGCCUUGCUUGAGCCCUUCACCAUGUUCAUCCUGCUCCCCUUUGACAGCCUAGUGGUUAAUCUUUUGGGGAUUUCCAUAACUGUCCUCUUCACUCUUCUUCUGGUUUUCAUCAUUGUACCAGCAAUUUUUGGAGUCUCCUUUGGCAUCCGCAAGGUUUACAUGAAAACUUUAUUAAAGAUUUUUCAGUGGGCAACACUGAGAAUAGAGCGUGGUGCCAAGGAGAAGAACCAUCUGUUGUACAAGCCCUACGUCAAUGGUAUCAUUGCAAAGGAGCCAACAUCACUGGAGGAGGAGAUCAAGGAGAUCCGCCGGAGUGGCAGUGGCAAAGCCCUAGACACCCCUGAGUUUGAGCUCUCAGAUAUCUUCUAUUUCUGCCGCAAAGGCAUCGAGACCAUCAUGGAUGAUGAAGUGACCAAGAGGUUCUCAGCUGAAGAGCUGGAGUCCUGGAAUUUGCUCAGCAGGACCAACUACAACUUCCAGUAUAUCAGCCUGCGCCUCACUGUGCUCUGGGGACUUGGUGUGCUCAUCCGCUACUGCUUCCUUCUGCCCCUCAGGAUAGCCCUGGCAUUUACUGGCAUCAGCUUGUUGGUGACUGGUACCACAGUGGUGGGAUAUUUGCCAAAUGGAAGGUGUAAAGAUUUCCUGAGCAAACACGUCCACCUAAUGUGUUACCGGAUCUGCGUGCGUGCCCUCACAGCCAUCAUCACCUACCAUGACCGAGAAAACAGACCUCGGAAUGGAGGCAUCUGUGUGGCCAAUCACACCUCCCCCAUUGAUGUGAUCGUCCUGGCCAGUGAUGGCUACUAUGCGAUGGUGGGUCAGAUCCAUGGAGGGCUCAUGGGUGUGAUACAGAGAGCCAUGGUGAAAGCUUGUCCCCAUGUCUGGUUUGAACGUUCUGAGGUCAAAGAUCGUCAUCUUGUCGCCAGAAGGUGUGACAGUCGCUGGCUGCAGGGGCUCACAGAACAUGUCCAGGACAAAAGCAAACUGCCCAUUCUUAUUUUUCCAGAAGGAACAUGCAUCAACAACACAUCUGUGAUGAUGUUCAAAAAGGGGAGCUUUGAAAUUGGAGCCACAGUUUACCCUGUAGCCAUCAAGUAUGACCCACAGUUUGGAGACGCUUUUUGGAACAGCAGCAAAUAUGGCAUGGUGACCUACCUCCUCAGAAUGAUGACCAGCUGGGCCAUUGUCUGCAGUGUCUGGUACUUGCCCCCAAUGACCAGGCAGCCUGAAGAGGAUGCAGUGCAGUUUGCCAAUCGAGUGAAGUCAGCCAUUGCCAGGCAGGGGGGCCUUGUGGAUCUGCUCUGGGACGGAGGACUGAAAAGGGAGAAGGUGAAAGAUGCGUUCAAGGAGGAGCAACAGAAACUCUACAGCAAAAUGAUUGUAGGCAGCCAUGAAGAUCGGAGCCGCUCCUGAGUUUGCUGCCUCCAGCACCAACAGGGGCUGGCCAAAGCCAAAGCCCACUGCCUCCAGCACCAACCAGGACUUGUCUGGAGCAACUCUGAAUCUUUGGACUUGGGCUACUCCAGAGCUGCUAGGACUCGCUCUUUCAUCCUCUGGCUGUUUUUUCCCAGAGGCACUAUUGCUGCCUGGAGUCUUUAGGCCUUUGGCAGCUUUGGCAAAGAUGCCUUCUUGUUACUGUUACAGUGAAGCUCCUUGCAGGGGCAGUAUUAAAUGAAACUCUUAUGGUGUCAUGCGCUUCCAACUGGUGUGUCCAGCCCCAGGGAAGGACAGGUGUGAUGUGCAUAUGUGUCAGUCACAAAAGCAGCACAAAAGACGGUGAGCUGUGCUGAAACUGCCUGCUUUGACAACCAAGGUUGUCACUUCCAGAUCCACUUCUAGAACAAAUCUUUCUUUUUUGCCAUCUUCCUGUCAGCUUGACCCAGACUAUUGCUUCUACAGUGCAUAGCCUCUUUGCUGCUGCUGAUGCAGUAAGGAUCAUAGUCCCUGGAAACCUCCUGUCCCCUGGGGCUGCAGGGUGCCAGGUGUCACUGGGGUGGCAGGUGGGGCUCCUGAGGAAUCUGUGCGUGCUAUAGUGGGAGCCUAGGGUUUGUAGGAGAGCCCAAGACUUCAUGGCUAGGGCAGCAAAUCCCUUUUCAAAUGUCUCCUGAGGGAAACAGUGGCAUUUGAACUUGUCAUGCACACACAUGGAUAGUAUCAACUUGUUGCAAGAAAACAAAUCUAGUGCUGGAGGUGGUGCCCCUUUCUGCUCUGCAAGUAAAUUACUCAGUAAAACAAGUUGCAUUGGAGCAUUUGUCCCAUGACCUUUCCCAUUUUCCUUACAUGCCUACAAACUUGAGCCCUUACACUGGGUUCUCUGCUCUUACAAGCAAGAGCUGUUUCACUGCUGCCUGCUGAAGCCUGCUUGCAUUUUCUAACACUCUGGAGAAGGCAGUUACCUAAAUGCCUCCUUUGUACCUCAAGUAUUGGUUGGGGAGGGCAUCUGCUAUGCCAGGUGAGGACAGCUGUGCUGUGUAAGUGCCCUUAAAUCUGAAUUUUCCUGCACUUUUUAUUUCCCUGAUGGAACUUUGCUGCUCUGGCUGCAAGCUCAGGGGCCGUUUGGAUGAAGACCCCUACACUGUACUGUGGUCUGGCAAGCCCUGGAGGGAGCCACAGUGAGCCAUGGGCUGCUGAGGCGGUGCCAUGCUCGGUACUGUGGAUGGUCCUUCCCCCUGUGCAGAGCUGCAGCUGGGGACACAACUGGUAGAGACAUGGACAUCACUGACUGCCAGUCCCUGGGGCUCCAGGCUCUCCUUCACUUCUGGUUCAGCAGCCACUCCUGCACCAUCAGGGGCUGUGCCCCCAGAGCUCUCCUCUCUGGGGCUGGGACAUACAUUUCCUUCAGACACUGCUGAAGGCCACAGGCCUCUCCCACCCCCCUGCCAUGUCCUCAGGCGCUUGGACCCAGCUGCAGGUGCCCACAAGUCUCCUGCCUGCAGCUGGCUCCCCUGUCCCUGAUGCCACGGUGAUGUGCUGAACCCUCAUCAGCUCUGCGGGACAUCCAGCUGCCCUGCUAUGCUUGGGGACCAUCCCCAGCAGCGUUCAGGACACUCCACAGCAGGCAAGGAGCUGGCUGGACAGGUUAGGAGGCACGCAUCCAUCUUUCCUUGGCUCUCCCACUCCAUGCCCCCAGUCAAUAUGUCUCUCUCCGAUGAGAAAGUUAAUAAAUUUAGCUCUAGAUUAAAA